UCACAUUCUCUAUCAAAAAUGCGCAAGUUUGUGUGUUUACAAACCAAACUAGUUCAAGUUUAUUUUGCAUUGGCAAACAAUUUAAAAAGAGCGUCACAAUUUAUUCUAUUUUACUAGCGCAAGUGAACCGUAGUAGUGGCAACAAUUAAGGAAAUUUUGCACUUUGAUUAAAACGAGGCAAACAUAAUUAUCCAUGUCACCAUAACUAUCUACGGUAGGACGACGCGUGUAAUGGCAGUAAGGCUUCGAAUCCAGUCACUCCAGUGUGCAUCAUUAAAUCAUUCAAACUAUGUAGCAUGCAAGCACAUGCAAUUUUUCACGUUAACGAAGCUUGGAUAUAUAUAGGCGAUCAUUCGUGUAUGCCAAUACUUUUGUUUCAAUUGCAAUCAGCAGGCAGCGAUAACAGACCGCAGUGUCUGAUACAAUAAAAAUGCGCUUAUCGUUGCAUACAGCAUGCGACUGGGUGCAUAUCUUAGUAGUGUUCGCGUGUGGGAUUACCACCGUAAUUGGUUGUGGUUUUGACAAAUGUCAUGAUGUGUUUGAAGAUGAAAUUAAUGUCCACAUGGUCAGUCACAGCCACGAUGACGUCGGAUGGGUAAAAACUGUCAAUCAGUAUUAUAAUGAUCAGGUGCAAAAUAUUUUAAACAGCGUGGUGGAUGCGCUUUUAGCUAAUCCCGAAAGAAAAUUUAUACAAGUGGAAACAUCUUACUUGUACAUGUGGUGGAAACGUCAAUCAAAGCAACGUAAGGACCAAGUACGCUACUUAUUCAAAACUGGACAACUAGAAACAGCCGGUGGAGCAUGGAGCAUGAAUGAUGAAGCGACAACACACUAUCAGGCUAUUAUUGACGGAUUUACUCUCGGUCUAAGAUUUAUCAAUGACACAUUGGGGCCAUGCGCAGCUCCAAAAGUGGGAUGGCAAGUUGAUCCGUUUGGUCAUAGCCGGCAAAUGGCAACAAUAUUUGCAGAAAUGGGCUUCGAAGCGUUGUUCUUUGGUCGUUUGGACUAUCGUGAUAAAGCUGAACGCAUUGCCAAUAAGACAAUGGAGAUGAUGUGGCGCGGCCAUACAGUAUUAGGAAAGAAUUCUGAGAUUUUUACUUCUGCACUGUACAAUUUGUAUCAACCACCUGAUGGUUUUUGCUUUGAUAAUGUUUGCGGAUACAGCAUUGGACCUUAUAAUGAAGAUACAAAAGUUAGACAAUUUGUAUAUUAUAUUGAGGAAAUGAUGCGAGCAUACAAAACAAAUAAUAUUUUAAUUACAAUGGGCGGUGAUUUUACGUAUACAAUAGCUGAAGUUUACUUUAGAAACAUAGAUUUUUUGAUCAAUAGUAUUCGAAAACGAAAGUUACGCACUUCAAACAACAAAAAGAUAAACAUUUUCUAUUCUACUCCUGCUUGCUAUUUCGACGCUGUUCGAAGUUCAACAAAUCUCAAUGAAUUACCCCUAAAAACUGAUGAUUUCUUCCCAUAUGCAGAUAGGGCAUUCUCAUACUGGACAGGAUUCUAUACAUCGCGACCAACGAGCAAAAGAUUAGAACGUGAAGGAAACAAUUUGUUGCAGGUCUCGAAGCAAUUAGCUGUUUUAUCUCACGUUGGUGCAAAUCGUGACUUAUUUGAUUUAUCUAGCGCGAUGGGAAUCAUGCAACAUCAUGACGCCAUUACUGGUACCGAAAAACAGUACGUAGCAAAUGAUUACGCGCGAUUGCUGCACGAUGGAAUGUUAGGGGCCGUGGCCGAAAAUAGCAAGCGCAUCGAAUCUCUUUAUGGUGUUAAUUGGAAUAGAGACUUUGUUACAUGCACGUUGUCGAACAUGAGCAUAUGCUCCACGGGUAGACACAAGCGAUUUGCCGUUAUCUUGUACAAUCCGCUUGCAUACAGUGUUAGUCAUCACGUGCGUUUACCGGUGGCUAAUCACCGGUAUACAAUUAGAAAAUCUCUUAGCGAAAAGGUACCAUGUCAAAUGUCGACUCCCUUAAGAAAAUUUAGUGAUAUUCAUCAUGGUGACUCACAUCCGUAUGAACUCACAUUUCUUGCUGAAAACAUUCCAGCAUUAGGUAUUAAACAAUAUUUGAUAACUGUGGAUGAACAGGCUGAGCCUGUGUUAUUGAAACCAGUAGAACCUGAAGAUUUUUUGCAAUUGGGUUCCAAGGACUUGGGAUUAGUAGUUGAUUCUGAUUGCAAAGUGAAGGCUUAUUUUACGUCAAGAGAAAGUGUUGAAUUUGAACAGAAACUAAUGUAUUAUAAUUCAAAAAUUGUGGCUGCUCGGAUGAACGCUGAGGGUCGACCAUCAGGAGCAUAUAUUUUUGCACCUGAGGGACCUGCUGUCGAAUUCCCUUCAAUGAGGUGUUAUAUACGCACAGGUCCAUUGUAUGACGAAAUUCGGCAAGAAUACGAAGACUGGGCAGGACAAAUUGUGCGGAUUUAUAAAGAUUCUAAAAAGUACAUUGAGUUUGAUUGGACUGUUGGUCCAAUUGAGUUACUGAAAUUUCAAGGGAAAGAAAUUAUAUCUCGCUUUAAAACAAACCUGAAUAGCGGAGAUCUGUUCCGUACGGAUACAAAUGGUAGAAGUUAUAUAAUUAGAAAGCGAAAUGAUCGUGAAACGUACCGAUUUGAACCUGAAGAUGAGAUUUCCAGCAAUUACUAUCCGAUCACGACAUACAUUGGUAUCGAAGACUUUACAAAUAAUAAGUAUUUGACAAUUUUCAGUGAUAGAGCUCAAGGAGCAACUAGUUUGGCUUCUGGUGAAAUAGAAAUCAUGUUGCAUCGUCGUUUGGUUCAAGACGAUUCUUUGGGAGUUGAAGAAGUUCUUGAUGAGAAAGAAAUAUUUAUGGGUGCAGUGGCUCGUGGACAGCAUAUAAUUGAUUUUGGUUUGAUUGAAAAUAGAGAUGAUGAAAGCAUUUCUCGUGAGAUACUACUAAAGCCUUGGCAAUUUCUGAUACCCACUGCAAUUAAUGAUAUGAACGUUUGGAAAGUAAUUAGCAAAACUUACUUUGGGCUAACACGAGAAUUUCCAAAAGAUAUUCACUUAUUGACAUUGGAACCGUGGAAAAAAUGGGAAGACAAGAUUCUUAUACGUUUAGAACAUAUUAAUGAACAUGGUAUUACUCAGAUAUUAGAUUUGAAGAAUGUAUUUACCGCAUUUAAAAUAAUAAAUAUCCGGGAGACAAAUUUAGCUGGAAAUCAGUGGAUAGAUGGGAAUAAAGUGAGACACUAUUCGAAACAUCAUUUGUUGCCAUACGUUUAUACCACACGUAAAAACGUUGUUGAAAGUUUCCAAGUUCUACUAAAACCACUACAAAUUCGAACAUUUGUGUUAACAAUCAAAUAUUACACAUAAGCAAAUAGAAAAAUAAUGUAAGACUUAUAAUUGGAAUAAUUCACAUAUUUGAAUAAAUAAUUUGAACCAAA
This is a messenger RNA of Dalotia coriaria, 3408 nucleotides long. Its product is annotated as lysosomal alpha-mannosidase-like. The transcript is spliced from 12 exons. Gene Ontology annotation, biological process: mannose metabolic process. The record is from RefSeq and is a predicted model, not a curated record. Gene Ontology annotation, molecular function: alpha-mannosidase activity; carbohydrate binding. The coding region runs from base 431 to 3337 and encodes 968 amino acids. Gene Ontology annotation, cellular component: lysosome. NCBI's taxonomy places the organism in Eukaryota, Metazoa, Arthropoda, Insecta, Coleoptera, Staphylinidae.